AUGGCAGCAACAGCCUCGAAUUGGGCCCAACUCCGCCAACAAGCGAGAGCACAGGAAACACAAACAGAAUCGUUAUUUCACACAUAUUCGCAAUUCGCCUCCAAGGCGGACCUGUCGUCGAAAUCCAGCGAUGAGGAGCAGCACGUCGAGAAAGAGCUGAACGAUAUUCUGGAAAAGCGAUCAUCUCUACUUGCACAGCUUGCGCGUGUGCUCGACUCCGAGACAACACCAUCGGCUCUCAAGUCCACCAACCUUGCCCGACAUCGCGAAAUCCUGGGUCAACACCGAACAGAAUUCUCGAGGCUGAAGGCGCAGAUCGCGCAUACUCGGGACCGAGCAAACCUAUUAUCAAAUGUGCGAAGCGACAUCAAAGCGUAUCGGUCAGCGAAUCCUGAGGCGGCGGAGGCAGAAUAUAUGCUCGACGAGAGGUCUCGAUUAGACAACAGCCACAACGUAGUCGACUCUGUACUAUCACAGGCAUAUGCUGUGAACGAGAGCUUCGGGUUACAAAGGGAAAGCUUGUUGAAUAUCCAGAGGAGAAUUACUGGCGCCGCGGCUCAAAUCCCAGGUAUCAAUGGCUUGAUGCAAAGGAUCGGCAGCAAGAAGCGAAGGGAUGGAAUAAUCCUGGGGGCUUUCAUCGGCAUCCUUUUCCUAUUGUUUUUGUGGUUAUGGUGAACGUUGGAACGUGAAAGAUGCGGUUGCCACAAGAGCAUUCCAGAAUGACCAAGACUGGAGGAGUUUCUAUCACAUUGUGUAUCACCAACACGACUUUCUCUCUGGGUGAGGGGAUGACGGUUCUCGAGCGACAAGUUUAAUCCGAUUCGUGUUUAUACUGCAUGUAUUUGUAACAAGUUUCUACGGACAGAAGACAAGAUUUCGAAGGUUGUGCGAAGUGUUCGCAACGAAAGGAAAUAGUCGAGCCUACCUGGUGCUUCAGAUCAGAGCUUCUACAACUUGGGUGGGCGAUGGUCAAAAUCUGCUUCACUGCUUUGCGUCGUUAGCGAGAUACAUCAAAUAAAAGCAAUGAGUGACUCGUAUGAC
This is a messenger RNA of Dissoconium aciculare CBS 342.82, 1041 nucleotides long. Its product is annotated as V-snare-domain-containing protein. Gene Ontology annotation, cellular component: Golgi membrane; cis-Golgi network; Golgi medial cisterna. Gene Ontology annotation, molecular function: SNAP receptor activity. The record is from RefSeq and is a predicted model, not a curated record. Bases 1 to 675 code for a protein of 224 amino acids. Gene Ontology annotation, biological process: vesicle fusion; endoplasmic reticulum to Golgi vesicle-mediated transport. Lineage: Eukaryota; Fungi; Ascomycota; Dothideomycetes; Mycosphaerellales; Dissoconiaceae. The transcript is spliced from 3 exons.